Gadus chalcogrammus (walleye pollock) is the source of this 5020-nucleotide messenger RNA. It is a transcript of the gene usp28, whose product is annotated as ubiquitin specific peptidase 28. Gene Ontology annotation, cellular component: cytosol; nucleus. Gene Ontology annotation, biological process: protein deubiquitination; regulation of protein stability; DNA damage checkpoint signaling. NCBI's taxonomy places the organism in Eukaryota, Metazoa, Chordata, Actinopteri, Gadiformes, Gadidae. The coding region runs from base 160 to 3987 and encodes 1275 amino acids. The record is from RefSeq and is a predicted model, not a curated record. The transcript has 26 exons. Gene Ontology annotation, molecular function: cysteine-type deubiquitinase activity; cysteine-type endopeptidase activity; protein binding.
GCACGUCCAUUGCGCGCACGUUGAUUUUUUUUGGACGACUACGCGCCGCUGCUCUGCUCGUUUGGGGGUCUACUCUGUUUGACAGAUGGGGUUGGUUUGACUCCGAAAACAGCUAAAGACAUUAGUGGGAAAACAUCAAGAAACCCGGCUUCCACAGCCAUGAGAGUUGAACAGAGUGGAAAUGGAGAUAAGUCAACGAACGCGUUUCAGCUUCUCCUCAACCAGCUGAAGGAGAUCACUGGCAUCCAUGAUGCCCAGAUCCUCCAGAGAGCCCUCAACGCCAGUCAGGGAGACGUUGGCCAUGCGGUUGGACUGCUGACAACCAAGCCUGCUGAGGUCCACGAUGCUGGGGAGGACCCAGACUCCGAGACCCAGGCCUGGGAGGCCCAGAAAGGGGGUCCUAAAGAUGAGCUGGAGGUUGCCAUUGAGCUCAGUCUGCAGGAAUCCCACACUAUCCAGGAGGAAGAGCGGGAACUCACCAGGGCUCUGGAGGCCAGUGCCGAGGAGAGCGGAGCCCGAGUCAAGAGGAAGAGGUGCGAGGCCCCCAGCGAAGCCUGCAGCCCCACAGACUGGAUCCGCCAGGAAGACUGGCCCGUGGGCAUCCGCAACGUGGGGAACACCUGCUGGUUCAGCGCUGUCAUCCAGUCCUUGUUCCAUCUGCCUGAAUUCCGGAGACUGGUGCUCAACUAUUGUAUCUCCGAGCGUGUACUGGAGAAGUGCAAGAGCAACGCGGACAAGAGGAACCUGGCCUUCAUGCAGGAGCUGCGCUGUCUCUUUGCUCUCAUGGUGGGCUCCACCUGUAAGUUUGUAGACCCGUCCGCCUCCGUGGAGCUCCUCCGGGACGCCUUCAGGUCCAGUGAGGCCCAGCAGGACGUCAGUGAGUUCACCCACAAACUGUUGGACUGGUUGGAGGACGCCUUCCAGCUGUCGGCCACUGGGAAGUCAGAAGAAGACAAGAAAAAAAAUCCCAUGGUCCAACUUUUCUAUGGAAACUUUGUGACAGAGAGAAAACAUGAAGGAAAAAUAUUGUCAAACAUCGAGCAGUUUGGGCAAUACCCCCUGCAAGUGAAUGGUUUUAACAACCUGGACGAGUGUCUGGAAGGUGCCAUGGUAGAGAGAGAGAUUGAAUCGCUGCAUCCGGAUCAAACCAUCACUUCUAACCGAGAGAGAUGGUUUUCAAAGCUGCCACCCGUGUUGACCUUUGAACUGUCUAGAUUUGAGUUUAAUGCCCAGCUUGGACGCCCCGAGAAGAUACACAAGAAACUGGAAUUCCCACAAGUCAUGUACAUGGAUAGGUAUCUUCACAAAAACAUUGCGAUGACCCACGGCAGGAGGGGCGAGGUGAAGAGACUGAAAGAACAGCUCGCCACCCUUCAGCAGAAACUUGAGUGCUACAAGAACUACGGCUCGGGCCCGUUGAAGUAUCCCCUGGCAGACAUGUUGCAGUUUGUGCUGGAGUUCGCCACCACCAAACCGCCCAGUGCCUCCCAGGCAGAGGACCCCAGGAACGGCGGCUCCCCGGCAACGCCUCCCCCUAGCGACCAACCUGCGGAGUCCGCGUCAGAGGACGGGAGUCCGACCAAUCAGAGUGAGGCGGAGGCGUCGGAGGGUGUGUCAGCCUCCAACUGCCAGCGGACCCCCAUCUAUAAGCCCUUCACCCAGUGCAGACCCCCCAUGGAGUGCCCGCCCCACCCCGCGCCUCACGACGUGAGCGAGGAAGAGCUCCACCACGUCAGGGCCUGCCUGCAGCGCUGGAGGUCCGAGGUGGAGAGCAGCAUCACCGAGCUAAAGGUCAACAUUGAGCGGGUGAGCCAGGUGCUGGAGGGCAUGUACAGGGACAACAGUCUGUGUCAGGUCCCGUACAGACUCCACGCCGUGUUGGUCCACGAGGGGCAGGCCUCGGCGGGCCACUACUGGGCCUACAUCUACGACCACGCCAACAAGCGCUGGAUGAAGUACAACGACAUCGCUGUCACCGAGUCGUCCUGGGAGGAGCUGAUGAGGGACUCGUACGGCGGCAUGACCAACGCCAGCGCCUACUGCCUCAUGUACGUGGACGAGCGGAUCCCCCAGCUAGUCGCAGAGGACACCGACGACGAGACCGGGCAGGUCCUGCGCGGCAUGGACUCCCUGCCCCCCGUUCUGCGGCGCUACGUCCACGCCGACAACUGCUGGUUCCAGCAGGAGAUCAGCGAGUGGGAGGAGCAGUUCUGCCAGAGUCAACAGGUCCAGCAGGUCCAGCAGGGCCAGGCCUCGCAGGCCGGAGAGCCCGCCACCGCCGCUGCCAGCGGGCCCCAGGAAGAGGAGACGUCCCCGGGCUCCGGCCCAGAGGCUGCCCAGCAGACGCCCGUGAAGCGGCAGCCCGGGACGGAGGAGCCGACGGGUUCAGAACCACGGCUGGAGAGGCGGAGCGAGGAGGAGGAGAAGGAGGAGGUAGCGGGGGAGGAGGAGGUGGAGGAGGAGGAGCCGGCAAGACGGGAGGCAGAAGAAGAACGAUCUUCCAGCCCGGCUACUGUGUCCUCCCAGCCAGAGGGGGAGGGCUCUGGCCAUAAGCCAGCGACUGCGAGCAGACCCCCGGCAGUCAGUCCCAGCCAAGACCCAGAGGCAGCCAGUGAACCCGAAGAUAAGGUUGCUCCAGUGAGGGAUCAGGCCCCUCAGUCCCCCAGUACCACUCUAGACCCAGGCAGCCAGAGAGCCCCAGCAACCGCUAAAGCAUCAUCCCCUUCAGCGGAGGAGGAAGAGGAAGGGGACGAGAACGACGCCGAGGUUGCCAUCUUGAGCGCAGCCGCCGAGGGAAGCCCCGAGGCCGGGAGAGCCGAGGACGGAGAACCCGGGGGCCGCCUAGAACCAGGGCCGCGCACGCCCAGGAGCCACCGCGACGUGGAGGAGGACGCCCCGGAGGGGGAGGUGGAGGGGGAGGGGGAGGAGGGCGUGGAGCCGCGGCGGCGCCAGAGGAGGAGCCAGCAGGCGUCGGAGAGCGAGGUGUCGGAGGUGGACAUCCCCAACGUGGGCCGCAUCACGGUGCGGGCCGACGCCGACGGCUACAACGAAGAGAGCAUGCUGACUCCAGCCAUGCAGGGUGUCAUCAUGGCCAUCGCCAAGGCCAGACAGGUGUUCGACGCGGACGGCCCCGAGGCUGGUCUCAUUAAGGCAUUCCACGAGGAGUAUGCGCGGCUCUUCGAGCUGUCCCAGGAAGACAGCACGCUGCAGAGCGACGUGCGCCUGCACCACGCCCUGGUCUACUACUUCCAGAACCAGGCCCCCGGACGCAUCAUCGAGAGGGCCCUGCUGGAGACGUUCACCGACCGCAACCUCAGCUUCGACGACAGGGCGGUGAGCAUCAUGAGGGAGGCGCGGUCCAAGCUGCGUCUGAUCAAGCCGGAGGACAUGGACAUGGACGAGUACUUGGACUGGAAGGAUGACUACAGACAGUUUCGGACCGUGUUUAUCUACCUUCUCACGGGGCUUGAACAGUACCAGCAUGGAAAGGUCCGCGAGGCUCUGAUCUACCUGGCGCACGCCUACCAGAGCAACGCCUCGCUGCUGAAGAAGGGCGAGAGGCGAGGCGUGAAGCAGUCCGUCAUUGCACUUUACCGGAGGAAGUGUCUCGCGGCGCUUAACGAGAGCGCGUCGCAGCUGUUCAGGAGCGGCGAGGAGACAGAGGUGGAAGAGGGCGUGGCCAUCAUGAACGAGGCCAUCAUUCCCUGCCUGCACCUGAUGUCGCGUGACGCCACGCUGGCCCCGGAGGACGCCGACGUCAUGGAGACCAUCCGCGACCACUGGUGCACGUGCCUCAGCCCCGACAUGGAUGAGUCCCUGCAGGUCAAGCUCGGCGAGAUCCUGCCCAGAGUCCUGGACAGUUCAGCGGAGAUGGUGGUGCUGAAAGACCCCCCCAAGGUGCACGGCAGCUUCCCCAAUGACCUGUGUACCCGGCUGGCUGCGGCCAUGGAGUCCAUCCGCAACACGUCCAUAGUGGUCGUUAAGUGAAGGAGAAAGGGAAGGUCGAUGAUCCAGAGGGUCCCUCAGCGGAGCGCCCAGCCCGGAAAAACCUGGAGGCGCCCUGUUCAGGGUUGGCAAACACUAGACGUGUGUAGCAUAGCAACAGGUCAUAUCUGUGAUAUGUGUUUUUAUAUGUUGUUUUAUAUAACUUUUUAACAGGAUUUAUUUCACCUGGAAACAUCGAGCCGUAGCCCAGUUAAAAAGAGAGAGAGAGAGAGAGUUGCAGAGAGUAACACUGGAAACAAAACUACAAUGCAUAGUGCAAAGAUCGUAUUCGACACAGGAAUGGCUUUUCUGAUUGAUUCAAAAUAGAGCCUGGGGACACUUCCUGGGGCCAAGGCAGUGUUUUCCCCCAGCACUGUAUGGUUAAGGCGGCCGCAUUAACAACAAUAGGGCCCCACCUUGACUACCAAUAUAUAAAGAAAUAAUCUCGUAGGGAAAGAAAACAUAUUUCCAUCAGGUACAAAAAAAAAGAUAAAUAAUGCAUCGGUAAUACUGUUCACAACAAUAGUCGUGCCAUCAAGCUUUUUUUAAUGGAAUUGAAUCGGCGGCAUCAGGUGGGUGUAUAUAUUAUUGUGAACUGAAACCCUCACUGAAGACUGCAGGGCUACGAGACAACCCCCCCCGCCCCUUGCCCACCUUGACUAAGACAUUUUCUGGAGGAAACACUGCAAGCCAUCACCUUCCACCAAAAUAAGCCAAUAACAAGAAGCUUUCGUUAUAACAUGAGUUGCACCAUAAAUGGUUCAGGUGUUUAGGGGGUAAAGCCUAAACGCACUUGGGGAGGAUGAACAAGAGUUCGAAUGGAAUAAAAUGUUAUAUUUACGGCACAAUUUAUAUGAAUUCUCAAAAUCAAGACUUGCAGUGAACAGAAUAUGGUAUAUAGAUUAUGGAUUGUAGGUGAUGAACAAAUGUACUUUGUUUAUACACAAACCCUCCAUUUCACACUGCUUUUUCACUUCACAGCCUGUGAUGAUGCUUAAUAAACAGUUGGAAUUCCUUGUGACCCAUUCCUUUAUUU